Molecule: messenger RNA, 1113 nt
Organism: Adineta steineri
Lineage: Eukaryota; Metazoa; Rotifera; Eurotatoria; Adinetida; Adinetidae
Source: the annotation of a GenBank genome assembly
AUGGAAUCUAAUUCAAAAACAAACAAUAACAAAUCAAAUGUUUCAAGACUCUGUGGAUUAAGAAAAAAAUCAUCAGUCAAUUCAACAGAAAAGCAAGAUUUAAUUACGCAAUUAGCUGAUGAUUAUUUAGAAUCACUUGCCAACCGUAAAUUAUUCAGUGGAUCAAUACUUAUAGCUCAAAAUAAUCAAAUCUUACUUAUUAAAGGUUAUGGAUGUGCAGAAUAUAUUUGUCAAGAAAAAAAUACUAGUCAAACAAUUUUUCGUACUGGUAGUGUAACAAAACCAUUUACAGCAAUAAUAAUUCUUAAAUUAUACGAAAGAAAACAAUUAAAUCUUGAUAAUAAGUUAUCAAUUUAUUGUCCUGAUUAUCCUCAUGGUAAUCAAAUAACAAUAAAACAUUUACUUUCAAAUACAUCUGGUAUUGAAGAUUAUACAGAUUUGGAAGUAUUUGAAAAUAAAUGUCAUGAAAGUUUAACAAUUGAUCAAGUUAUUGAGAUGUUUAAAGACGAACCAUUACAAUUUAAACCAGGAUCAAAAUAUCGUUAUUCAAAUUCAAAUUAUAUUUUAUUAGGUUUAAUUAUUGAAAAAGUAACUGGAAAAUCAUACGAAUUAAAUCUUCAAGAAUUUAUUCUUCAACCAUGUCAAAUGAAAGAUACCGGUUAUGAAUGUGAUUGUAAUCCAGCAUUACAAUCGGAUAAUAAUAAUAAACGAGCAGAUGGUUAUGUUUGUAGUACAGAUUCAAAUGGUUUUGAAUCAUGUCGUUUUAUAAAUAUGUCAACAGCUCGUAGUGCAGGAGGAAUUUAUUCGACUGUUGAAGAUUUAUAUCGACUUGAUCGAUAUUUAUAUGGAGAAACAAUCUUAAAUAAACGAACAAAAAAUAUGAUGUUUAAACCUGUGAGAGAACAUUAUGCACUUGGUUGGGAAAUUUAUCGAUUAAAACAUAGAAGAAUCAAACAACAACAUACUGGUGAAAUAUUUGGUUUUACAAGUUGUUUAGCUCGUUUUCCAAAUGAUAAUGCAUGUAUUAUUCUAUUAAGCAAUGUAGAAGAUAUAUCAUUACAUGAUAUUAUUGAACAACUAACUGAUAUUUUAUUUCAACAAAAUAAGAAUUAA